Messenger RNA from Miscanthus lutarioriparius, 1185 nucleotides. The record is from the annotation of a GenBank genome assembly. NCBI's taxonomy places the organism in Eukaryota, Viridiplantae, Streptophyta, Magnoliopsida, Poales, Poaceae.
AUGAUGCGGCGCUGCGUCUCAGCGUUGGCCCGCCGCCGGCGGCCGGAUCGCACGGUUGAUACUAUGAAGGCAGGAUUCCAAUGUUUGGUGAAUGUUUCCUCUUCAAUAAGAGCCACUGACAGCCAAAGGUGCUCAAGUACAUGUGCUACUUCCUGUGCUACCGAUCCAGAUGUUUUAUCGAGAGAAACAUCAUCAUCAUCAGAAAUGCUUGUUGAUUCAUUUGGGAGGUUCCACAAUUACUUGAGGAUCUCCUUGACUGAGCGCUGUAAUCUGAGGUGCCAUUACUGUAUGCCUGCUGAAGGAGUUGAACUAACACCAAAGUCAGAGCUUCUAUCACAUGAUGAGAUAAUUCGAAUCGCUGACCUUUUUGUUACCUCGGGUGUGAAUAAGAUCCGAUUAACUGGUGGAGAACCUACCAUACGAAAAGAUAUUGAAGAUAUUUGUUUGCAUCUUUCUGGUUUGAAGGGACUGAAAACUCUUGCAAUGACCACAAAUGGAAUUGUUCUUUCGAAGAAACUCCCAAAGUUGAAACAAUGUGGACUGAAUGCUUUAAAUAUAAGUUUAGAUACACUAGUACCUGCAAAGUUUGAGUUCAUGACAAGGCGUAAAGGGCACUCAAAGGUCUUGGAAUCAAUAGAUGCUGCUGUAGAACUUGGGUAUAGCCCUGUUAAGGUCAACUGUGUCAUCAUGCGUGGUAUAAAUGAUGAUGAGAUCUGCAAUUUUGUUGAAUGGACAAGACACAAGCCCAUCAAUGUUAGAUUUAUUGAGUUUAUGCCAUUUGAUGGUAAUGUUUGGAAUGUGAAGAAGCUAGUUCCUUAUGCAGAGAUGUUGGACAAAGUGCGGCAAAGUUAUAAAGGAGUAGAGAGACUUCAGGAUCACCCCACAGACACUGCAAAGAAUUUCAGGAUUGAUGGACAUGUUGGGACAAUUUCAUUUAUUACAUCAAUGACAGAACAUUUUUGUGCUGGCUGCAAUAGAUUACGGUUAUUGGCUGAUGGAAACUUCAAGGUGUGCUUAUUUGGCCCCUCAGAGGUGAGUUUGAGAGAACCCAUCCGUAAUGGUGUUGACGACGCUGGACUGAAGGAGAUAAUUGGUGCUGCGGUUAAAAGGAAGAAAGCUAAACAUGCUGGGAUGUUUGAUAUUGCCAAGACAGCAAAUAGACCCAUGAUUCAUAUAGGUGGCUGA